This is a messenger RNA of Acipenser ruthenus (sterlet), 4518 nucleotides long. Its product is annotated as tetratricopeptide repeat protein 14-like. The record is from RefSeq and is a predicted model, not a curated record. Gene Ontology annotation, molecular function: nucleic acid binding; protein binding. The transcript is spliced from 13 exons. The coding region runs from base 489 to 2744 and encodes 751 amino acids. Lineage: Eukaryota; Metazoa; Chordata; Actinopteri; Acipenseriformes; Acipenseridae.
GUUUAUUAACUGUGUCUUAUAAGAUUUAAAAAAAUAAUACAAAAACGGACCUUGUUGUCUGCAAGUGUGUUUAACAGACUAGUUUAGCAAUCAAGGCGUGUAUAAAAUAUUAACUCGUGCUGUAUUAUUGGUGACGUCGUUGCACACAGAUUUGUUUGUGUAUUAUUAUAUAUGUUUUUUAUUAUUUAUUUUUUUGAUGAGACAAAAGUGUAUUGUUAACGAUAUUAAAUAAGUAUAGUUGAGCAAAAGACAAAAAGCUCGUGUGUAUGCGCAUUUUAUUUCUGUAGCAAGGACCAGCCUUAAUGUGCAUCUCCAGGCUACCUGCCACAUUUGGUUAGUCUCUCUUCGUAACUCGUCUCUUUGGUGAAGGAGGCCUAAUUCGAGUUGGCUGUAUUUGCAGUUCACAUUCUUGUUCUAAAGAGAAGAGUUGAUUCUUAUUGUUGAAGGUGAAACAAGUUUAGAUGUAAUGGGAUACUUUGAACUUCAAUAUGGAUAGAGAUAUUCUACGCCAGUCUGUGAGUUACCAUGGACAUACCCUGUUCUCCCUUUUAAAAUGUGAGCAGCAGGAAAACCCAGAUUUCCAGUGCAUCGCUGGAGACUUGUCAAGAACUGUACAAUACAGAAAAGAGAGAAAAGUUGAAAAUGUUGCUAUUCAGCAAUUUAUUGCAAGGAAAGCAGAUCUCCUAUUUUCUCCAUCAUGGCAGUCCAGCACCCCAUUGGUUAAAGAGGAGACUGAAGAUAUGUAUGCAGUUAUGCCACCUCUGGAACAAUUCAUGGAGGUCCCUGGCAGCGACAGGAGAAACCUAUUUUUUCGAGAUAUUGAAUGUGGGGAUGUUGUGAUCGGGCGUAUUAACUCCUUACGAGAAUUUGGAUUCUUUGUUACUUUGAUCUGUUUAAGCGGAGGUCUGGAGAGAUAUAUUGAGGAUCUGGAAAUAACAGCCCUAUGUCCAUUACGGGAUGUGCCUACCCAUGGUAACCAUGAUGAUCCUCUCUCGUACUAUCAAAAUGGAGAUCUAAUUCAAGCUGGAGUAAAGGACGUUGACUGUUACCAUGAAAAACUGACUGUUUCGUUGCAACCUUCUUCUCUUCCUCCAUCCCUUUCACAUCUGAAACUUGGAGUUAUAGGUGUUGAUGAUAUGCCUGCCCAUUACAGUCGGAGUGUUGCGGUGGUCAGCAGCACUACAGAAACCUAUGAGACGGUCUUGGAACGUACACUUGGUUUUGCGAAUCCAUCCACAGUAGAGUUUCUCUUGGGGAAACUAGGAAUUAGUGAAACCGAUCCUGCUUCACUGAUGAGGGGAUUGCAAACCAAAAACUUCUUAAAAGAAGAUUAUGCGACAUCUAUCAGAAAAAAGCAGUCGGCAUCUUGGGCAUUAAAAUGUGUAAAGGUUGGAGUGGAUCAUUUUAAAUCGGGACGGCAUGCAGAAGCGAUGAAUGAAUACAACAAGGGCUUGGAAAUUGAUCCAAACAAUGUGGAAGCAUUGGUGGCACGUGGGGCUUUAUAUGCUACAAAGGGUAAUUUGAAUAAAGCUAUAGAUGACUUUGAACUGGCAUUAGAGAGCUGUCCAACGCAUAGAAAUGCCAGAAAAUACUUAUGCCAAACAUUAGUGCAAAGAGGAGGCCAGGUGGAAGAGGAAGAAAAACUGGUAACUGCUGAAGGGUUAUACAGAAAAGCACUGGCUUUAGACGAGGCUUUUGAAGAGGCAGAAGAAGCUUUGCAAAAACUACAGAAACACAUCCAGAAAUCACUGAAAUUGAAAGAGGAAGCAGCAAAAGAAGAGAAGGAUAUGAAUAAAAGUGUGGAGACAAGUGCUGAAAAAUUGCGUAAGCUAUUAAAAGAAGAAAAAAGAAGGAAAAGAAAAAGGAAGAGAUCAUCAUCCCCUUCUGACUCCUUAUUGUCUUCAAGCCGCAAAAAAUCCAAGAAAAGGAAGAAACGCUCAGUAUCUUCACACAGGCACAAGAAGCGUUCACACAGGUCUUCCUCGAAUGAAGACAAAACUUUUGAUAGCAAGGAGUCAUGGUACCGUCCUCCAGCAAAUACCUCAGCAUCUUUCCUGAACCAAAAGCAGGAUAUGGCUAAACUGCUAGAGGGGAAUGUCAGGUCAGUAGAACAGAAAUCCCAGGUAAAGGGUAAAAGGCACAACCGCUCCAUGUCUUCAUCUUCUGUUGAAAUCUUGAAUGAUGAUGGUGAAGAUCGGUCUGAAGACUCCAUAGAUUCCAUUCGUAGUGCCAAAUUCCAAGCUGGUAGCACCAAAGGAAAAAGUCAGUGCAGUAUAGAUGGGGAUUCUAGACAUCAUAUUUCAAAAUCUCGCCACAGGUUAUCAAGUGGUAAAGAGGGAGAGCUGGACCACUAUUCUAAGAGGCAGGUCCAGGCAUCUGGCAUUCACCAAGGCCUGUAUGGUAGUGCAGAAAAGUCAGACCAUAGAAAGAACUCCUCAUCUUCAGCAGGUUCUGAGUAUUCUGAUAAGUGUGGUUAUGCAAUAAGAGAUUCUUAUUCACAGGAUCAUAGUUGCAGCAAAAAUGUAGAGAGUGGGGAUAAGCAGGAGGAAUACAAGAGCCGAGAGGGUGUAAGUAAGGUGAAACCUAAGGGAGAGGAAAAUGUACAGUCAAGAGGUAGAUUGCAGAAUGGUAAGGAGUCUGCUGCUAAAGAGACAGCGGACAAGAAUUUGCCAUUAAACUUGCUUAAUAUAUUCAGCCAGAUUGCUCAGUUUGAAAAAGAGAAAUGCAGUAAGCAGAAACAGUGAAAUGUGUAAUAUGUUUCAUUUUGAACUAAAUGCCUUUGGGAAUAUCCAUUGUCGAAUUUUCUAAUGGCAAGAGAAAUACACCAUUGGACAAUUGAAUAGUCAGAAAAUGUUUAAAACUUGUUUCCUUCAUUUACAAAAGAUUUACAAGGUUUUCAUUUUUUGUCUUUUUUUACUUGCAUUGGUGGUUCAAAGUAUGAACAGCUGUGUUUUCUGCACCAAAAUUAUUGUUAAGUCUUGAUACGAAAUGUCGGUAAAUACAUUUGAUGAUAGAAAAUGCAGUGCUUUUUUCUGGGGGUUCAUUACUAAAAAUAUUGCCUUAAAUUGCUAAUGUAGCAAACCAGAUAUGUUGUAAGGAGCUAAUGCCAUGUAGUUGAACCUCGAUUACAUUUCAUGUGAUUGGUUAAUAUUUACACUGUAUAAAAAUAUAUGAUCCUAAGAAUUGGUAAUAAAUGUCCAAACAAAUCAAGAAUGGGAAAAAUGUUUAGAUUACUUUCCAUUAAAUGUGAACGCACUCAAAGGUGUGCAUUUUAGUAUGAACAACUAAUCUCAAAAUGUAUUAGGAUUUGGAAAAAAAUACACUAAGAUUGGAUAGGUUUUUGGUGUAGCUCUGCAAGACAGAACAGUUGUUCAGCACCAACAUCACUUCAGCUUUUUUCCCAGGAAUGGAAACAAAUAACAAAAUACAAUUUGCAAAUGGUAUACUCAUGUGCUGAUUUAAUUAAUAUAACAUGUUAAAUGUUGUGUAUUAUCCCUAAAUGUUGCUAAUGGUUACGCUCCACAAUUUUUUUUUUUUUUUUUUUUUGUACACCGGAUGAUCUCUAUAAUAAAACAUUCAAAACUGUCCAAAUAUGCUGACAUCUAAUAAUAUACACUUUGGGGGAUUUGUUUUGGAAAUCAAAUAAAAUUAUUGAUUUUGUUUGCAUCUUCUACAAAUCAUUUUGGAUUGUUUUAAUUUAAAUAUAGUUGCUUCACAUUUAAUUAAUUACUACUUUAGACUCCUUUGGCUGUGGCUGCUGCUAGCUGCACUGCCGGGGCGAGAUUCCCGGGGUGAAAUUGUUGUUAGAGGAGGUGAUGUCACAGACAGUCCCAAUCCUAGAUCAGCGGUCUUCAUAGAUGGUGCCUGCACACCAGCCUUUCCAGGACUGCACCUUCAAGAGACUUGUCUCCUAAAAAUGCAUAGCAGUAUUGUGUUAAGAUUAAGUAUUAAAUGUUUAUGUACAGUAUGUCCAAGUAUAAAGCGGUAUAGUAUUUGCAUGCAAACAUGUUAUGGUUAAUGCAGUUUUAUUUCCAGUAUUUACUACGCAUUACCACCCAAUUGAAAAAGUCCAAUCCCCAUCCCCCACUUUAGUAGUUACAGUAUUAUACUAACCUCACAGAUGAUGCUGAGCUGUGCCGACUGCUAGAGGUAGAAACAACUGCAGGUAAAGGCAACUUGUCCUAUACAAAUGAAUGGAAAAGGGUAUUUGAUAAGUCUUGGUAAAAGUAAAUUGUGGACUACAGUAAUCACAUGAUUUUGUUUUUAAUUAAGGUUAUGCACUAUGAACAAUGUGUGUAUUUAUUCCAUGUGACUGCUUGAAGAACACAAACUGAAUAAACACUAAUAAAGUGUUUGUGCACACUUUAAAUGAGACUGCUAAUCGGUAUGUUUUAAGGUUGAAAAACUUUUGGUCGAGAAAUUGAUAACCCUCGGAGUUAUAUUAAUAAUUUUAAAUUGGUGCAUUUUGAAAAUCAGAAUGCUGCUCACAUCGGUAUCAAUGUGUGUUACCUGUUGAAA